AAUGCUGGAUUUACUGUUAUAUCUAAUGCGCAGAUGGACCCCAUAGUAAUGGAAAAUUACGCAGCUUCUCCUGCUGUGCGUUUUGGUGACGAUGAAUCGGAAAUCAGCACUCCGCACAUUCGCCGAGAUUUUCCCGAAACCUGGCUCUGGAUGGAUAUGGCUAGCACAGACAUCAACGGAACCUUAACAGUGACUGGCGUCGUCCCUGACAGUAUCACCAAUUGGCAAAUUAGUGCAUUUUCGAUCAGCCCCGAUCACGGCCUUGGUAUCAUCGAUCGUCCGUUAUCACUGAACGUUUUGAAACAAUUCUUCAUCACCAUGAAUCUGGCAUAUGCCAUUAUGAAAACUGAGGUGGCUGAGGUGGAAAUUUUCGUAUAUAACUAUUUCAAUCAAUCUCAGGAGAGUAAGGUUACUUUAUUCAACCAACGGGAGCAAUUCCAGUUCUACAACGAGCAGAAUGAGUCUAGUAGUGCCUUGGAACAAUCCCAGAAUAUUUCCAUCCCCGCCAACAGUGUUCGGAAGGUAAAAUUCCUACUCAAACCGACGACAACCGGUAACUUACUGAUAUACGUAACAGCGGAGGCUACUACAGCCAAAGAUGCCAUUCAACAAACUCUUCGAGUAACUCCAGGUGGGCUGCAGUACUACCGAAACAUACCAAGAUUCAUCGAAGUCGAAAGCUCGACACAGAGUUUCAACGAUCUGAAACUCAUAAUUCCUCGAGUGGCAACAUCCGGCUCGGAGAACAUCACUUUUUCGGUGGAAGGUAUCCUACUGGGAGCAGCACUGACAAAUUUAGGGAACUUGAUCCGUCUCCCAACCGGUUGUGGUGAGCAAAAUAUGCUGAAUCUUGUACCGAGUGUCAUAGCCUUAGAAUACAUGAGCAAUACGGGGACUCUCAACGAUGCUAUCAAGAAAAAAGCUAUAGACUAUCUACAGAAAGGCUACCAGAAUCAACUGAAUUACAAACUACCGGAUGGGUCGUUCAGUGUGUUUGGCAAAUCAGACGGACGGGGCAGUGUAUUUUUAACAGCGUUUGUCGCGAAAACGCUUCGUAUUGCAGAGAAACAUAUUACAGUCGACACCGACGUCGUGAAUAGUGCAUACGAAUGGUUGAAGAAACAGCAGGAAUCUGAUGGAAAAUUCGUCGAACACGGUAAAGUUCAUCAUCGUACCAUUCAAGGUGGCUUGAGCGGUAACGUAGCGCUGACAGCUUACACGCUGAUUGCUUUUUUGGAACAUAAGAAUCUCGCGCAACGUUACAAAUCUGUUGUCGAUAAAGGAGCCUCGUUUAUAAGUGAUCAAGUUCCAAAAUUAAGUAAACCCUAUGAACUGGCAUUAGCGUCGUAUGUUCUUCAGUUAGCCAUGCAUCCACAGAGAAAUAUUCCACUCGAUAAACUUCUGGAGCACUCGAAAGUUGAUGCCGAUUUGACAAAACGCUGGUGGGAUAGUGGAACCACUAGUAUCGAGACAGCUGCUUAUGCUCUGCUAACCUACAUAAAUCGCGGGAUGUACGUAGAUGCCAAACCCAUCAUGGAGUGGUUAGUUUCGCAACGAUACGACAAAGGCGGUUUCGAUAAUACUCAAAACACGUUUCUGGGACUUCAAGCACUCUCCGAAUACUCCCAGAAGUUGUCUAGCUCUCGAAAUAAUUACGAAAUAACUAUUUCCUAUGACGAUGAUCAACGGCAAAUCGUUCAAGUAGACGCCGAAUCCUCAUUGAGAAGUCAAUAUCUGACUUUACCCUCGAGUGUGCGAAAUGUCAACGUGGCGAUCACAGGAACCGGAACUGGAGUGUUUCAGAUAGCAUAUCAGUACAAUGUGGUUGCAGCGGACAGUGAACCUCGAUUCGAAAUAAUCAACACGGUCAGAAAGGGUGGUUCCGCUGAUACUAUCGAACUGAAAGUUUGUUCCCGAUUCAAGCCGAAAAAUCAGUUCGAGGUGACGAAUAUGGUACUGAUGGAGAUACUGUUUCCUAGCGGAUAUGUGGUCGCUGACAAAACGCGGAAACAGCUUAAGACCGUCAAAGAAGUACGGAAAGUUGAAACCAAACGGGAAGACACAAUGCUUGUUUUGUACUUCGACUCGCUACCGAUAGAAAAAUCAAUCUGCGUUGACAUUUUUGGUUUGCGGAAGGCCAUCGUUCUGGGGCAAAUAUCUGGCUGGAUAAAAGUUUACGAUUAUUAUGAUCCCACUCGAGAGGCUAUCGAAUAUUUCAACGGAAAAAUCGUCAAUCCAGAGUCGGAACCUUGAAUCCUGCUCUUACUUCUUCUACGUGAAAAAGAAAUCAAGUAACGUGUUAGAAGAAAUAAAAACAUGACCAAGCUCAA
Messenger RNA from Topomyia yanbarensis, 2330 nucleotides. RefSeq names its product thioester-containing protein 1 allele R1-like. The record is from RefSeq and is a predicted model, not a curated record. Lineage: Eukaryota; Metazoa; Arthropoda; Insecta; Diptera; Culicidae. The transcript has 5 exons. The annotation marks the transcript as partial. Gene Ontology annotation, cellular component: extracellular region. Gene Ontology annotation, molecular function: endopeptidase inhibitor activity.